AGUUCAAUCCAUCUUCCCAUACAUAAUGCAAUGACCUCUCCUGAUUGCACGCCAACUUUAAGGCGUCAAUUGACAUGAAAAGUACUCGUCAGAGUCAUGAUGGGCAACAGAAGUGCUCGUCGUCGAAGCCUCAUUCACACGUGCUGGAGCAACCAGCCAUCGCUGCAUUGUGUCUGGCAACAAGGCGCAGCUCAUGUAUCAUGUGAGGAACAUCCUGAUCAAUAAUAGUUAUUUGUCGGCUAUGCACCAAGAAUUCAUUCCCUCCUACCAACAUGGCAACAUGUCGAUCAUAUCCUGGCUAGUGCCCAAGACGCACUCAAGGCAGAAUGCCCCUCGAGGAACGCUUGGUACUACGUAGAAUCACCUAACGUUAGACUGGCAAGGGUGCGUUUAGGCACUGCGACCAACAAGCUCGCAGACAAUAAAAACAAAAGCCAGCCCGCACUCUAAACUACCAACCAGCCGUUGUUUGUCCUGCUGCAAAAUUCAGUUGGACAUGUCCGAGCCCAGCGACCGUGUCGAGCUCACCAUCGGCGAACGCACCUUCAACACAACCAGGACCACCCUCCAGGAAUCGCGUCGCCUCAGCAAUCUGCUACGCCUCGCGGAAGGCCCCUACUACGUGGACGCAGACCCAUCGCUAUUCGAGCAUGUCCUCCGCUAUCUGAGGACGGGCCUGUACCCAAUCUCGCACGACGCACAAACCGGCCACGACGAGGUCUUCUACCACCACCUGCUCAGCCAAGCCCGCUUCUACCAGAUUGACAAGCUGGAGACCUGGCUCAGGGGGAAAGAGUAUCACAACGCAGUCCGUCAGAGAUCCUGCCACAUCUCCCUCACCCUGCACGGCCCAGACCAAAUCGAGCAUCUCCACGAGUUUGUGCCUGGCCGCAAUGGCAACGUCAGCAUUGUCAGGGGUGAGCACUCGCAAAAGGAAUGCCAUGUCUGCCCCAACAAACAGUGGCGCCACGACGGCAGGAAGACGGACUGCCUGAACUCGGGCUGUUUGACGGUGAAACAGGCCAGAUUCUCGCACUCCAGGAUGAUGGAAGUGGUCAAGGUGGAGUGCAUCGUGACGAGAGUCGAGGUGGACCAGAAGCGACUGAUGCGCAGCCAGCAGAAUGAGGUGCUGCCGCCACCAUAUCACGAGACGUCGUGAAUUGGAAUUUAGGUAUCUUCAUUUCUUGUACAUGCU
Messenger RNA from Emericellopsis atlantica, 1195 nucleotides. RefSeq lists its product as uncharacterized. Gene Ontology annotation, biological process: protein homooligomerization. The transcript has a single exon. Bases 497 to 1159 code for a protein of 220 amino acids. The record is from RefSeq and is a predicted model, not a curated record. NCBI's taxonomy places the organism in Eukaryota, Fungi, Ascomycota, Sordariomycetes, Hypocreales, Bionectriaceae.